Messenger RNA from Aspergillus tanneri, 2535 nucleotides. RefSeq lists its product as uncharacterized. The record is from RefSeq and is a predicted model, not a curated record. NCBI's taxonomy places the organism in Eukaryota, Fungi, Ascomycota, Eurotiomycetes, Eurotiales, Aspergillaceae. The transcript has 3 exons. Bases 1 to 2535 code for a protein of 844 amino acids.
AUGGAGUCGAGUGAGUUAGUCGCAAUCAAGAGUUGCGGCGAGGAGAUCAGCCAGCCCCACGACGCUGACUCCGCUUCGACCUCCGCUUCGGGCCCUGGAGAGGAAGCAGUUGAAGUAGAUGAGCAGGUGGAAUAUCUGACUCAACGUCCUGCAAAGUUGAGUUUUGCGGACAUUGUUCCGCGACCUGCAAUUGCUUUCCCAAAGGAGUUGCUCAAUGGCCCAACGUGGCAACCGGAGCCUGACCCAGCCAGCGUGUGUUUCACCUUGGUAGUGGUUCUACAACUCCCUAUUCGCUUGGCGGCGGGCUGGGUUUGUGGAGGGGCCGUUGGGGCCGGUAGCUUGGCGGAGGAGUUAUGCCCUCCUUUCCUCCCAGCUGCAGCAGAACCCGGCGAGCCAUCGCAUAUACCGUCGAUACCCGAGAGGUCGUCGUCCACCCCACCCCCAGGUGGCUCACGUCUUGCUGCCGGUCAAGAGGGCGUUGCCGGAGCAUCAGUGUCUCUCUUGGCUACCUCCCAAGCCCCGAUGGUUUCCAGCGGCAUGCAAGCUGUUUGCCCGUUUCCACUACUGGAUGCUCCCGAUCGGCCUACUGAGAACGAUGAGCUAACUACCAAGAUAGUCAACAGGAAACGCGUCCACUCCGAUCUGAGUGACGAUGAUGCAAGUCGCCCAGUUACCCCCUCCACGAACAAGCGUCGCAACCUGGGCCCUCCCGGCAGCACACCUUUCGCUCGCAGACUGCCGCCACUCUCCCGCCGGCUGUCGACUAAUGCAGCUCCAUACUCAGAGAGGCGUCGCCGGCGCGCGGUGGAGAGCCAAGGUCGAAUCCAUCGAACACUUUUUCGCUUGCCACAGCUCAUCGCCCAGACAGAGGCUGAUCGCCAGGCGGCGGAGACACUCACCCAAUCAGGCCCAUGUCCCCCACCACUACCACAGAUGGACUUCGAAGUUCCAGCGGCGCAGGAGAAGGAGAAAAAGUACAAUGAGAGCUUACAAACUGAGUCUUUAGCACCCCAGGAACCAGCUGCCCCCGAGACUCCUCCCCGAGGCUGGAACAUUCGUGGCCUACUCAACUCCGUGCCUCGCUCUUUCUCACGGUUCAUACCAACUUUCGGACGGUCAUCAUCGCGGAGUGAAUCACCAUCGGCUCCAUCGUCAUCUACACCUAUCACUUCGCAAUUAGCGCCUGUACAAACUAGCCGCACCGCAGCUCCUCAGACGGAGACUGUUACUUCUCGAAGCGAAGAGAGACCUCGACGCCGUCAAAGUGAGCAGCCGCCCAAGAAACGUGCUCGUAACCUCACCUACUCUCUUUUCCCAGCUCCCAUGGACAAGUCCCUUUACCUCGGAGAUAUUCCAAAGACUCCCAGGUCCCUUUCUCAGCCAUCUCUUGUCGAACCACUCCCUGUUGAGCAAAGUACCCAACAGGAAUUGACUGCUCAGAUUGCCACCGAAUCAGAGGCUAAGGUCACUGAGACUGGGGGACGUGAUGUAUUGCAGGAGACUAGUGUGUCUGAACAGAAGAAGCGCAAGCGCUCGCCAUCACCUGAUGUCAUUCCGAACCCUGUUGGCGCAAGCUAUGGAAUGGACUUGGAUUACUUCUGCUACAGCUCUGAAAGUGAUGAUGAGGCAGCGACUCCUCAGCUAUCCGCACCUACACCUGCCGAUGGUCUCGCUAAAGCUGCCAUGCGCAGUGCUCUUCGCUCAGAACGGCCAUCGUCGAAGAAGGUUCGAUUCGACGCUAGCCCUGAGGAUACUCCCUCUAAACUCCGAUAUCGUGCCCGUGCCACCGAUCCUUACCUCGGAAAGCAUUUCAUUGGGAUAGGUAGUGGCUCUCCUGCAUCUGCAUCUGCACCCGCAUCGCCAACACCCACUACGCCUACCCCUUCUACUCGCAUUGAUGAGACCCCUCAGCGACCUCCUGGAUUUAUUCCAAAUACGCAAGGCACAUUCCAACUUGAUUACGACGCAUUCUCAGACGACUCCUCCGAGUCCAGUGGACCAUCGUCUUCCCUGAGCAUUCCUGCUCCUAGCCCCGUUGCGGAGGGAGAGACACGUCCUGCGCCGCAAGUUACUGAACCUGAAAGUUUAUUUUAUUCCAUCAGUGUACUGUCGCCUGCGUCUCGUCGGAUGCCACCCGCUCCUCCAUUGACUCCUGCCAAAGUCGACGAGGAAGCUCUCGCAAAGGCUCGUUCUCAAGCGGAGAAGUACAAGCCAAAGACUCCUAGUGGUCUCCGUACCACAAGUCGGUAUUCUAGUCCUUUAACAAUCACGCCGGACAUCCAGGCCGAAAUAGUGUCCGUUCAGAAGUUCGGCGAUGAUAAAUUCGCCCAAGAUGCCCAGUGGCUUUAUGAAAACUGUCCAUCUGGUGAUCUUCGACAGCUUGCGUGGCCGGCGAAGAAGAGCCUCCAAGAAAGUUUGGGCAUCAGUCAAACUGCUGUCGACAUCGUCAACCAAGUCUGGAAGGAGUCUGAAGUAGACAAAGCCUAUUGUAUUUUCCGGGAGGGCCUGGAAGAGUUCAAAAGGAACAAGACAUAG